This is a messenger RNA of Paramacrobiotus metropolitanus, 3104 nucleotides long. Its product is annotated as solute carrier organic anion transporter family member 2A1-like. The transcript is spliced from 14 exons. The coding region runs from base 570 to 2810 and encodes 746 amino acids. Gene Ontology annotation, biological process: sodium-independent organic anion transport; transmembrane transport. The record is from RefSeq and is a predicted model, not a curated record. Gene Ontology annotation, cellular component: membrane. Gene Ontology annotation, molecular function: protein binding. Lineage: Eukaryota; Metazoa; Tardigrada; Eutardigrada; Parachela; Macrobiotidae.
CUUCCUCACGCGCCCCGGUUUUUAACAUUAUGGCACACAUAGAAAAUUAUUGAGCGUUCUUGUUAUACCGGCAAAUGUUUAGAUAAAGUUCUCGCGAAGUUCCUGUUUCCGCUUAUGGUUCUACGGUAGACAGCGGUGCAAUGUCAGUCGUUAUUCCGACCAUAUUAUGUACACAUACGUACAACAUUCUCCAAGUUAGCCAAACACGGUUUUCGUCGUAUAGCCGCUGCAUAUAAAUGAACUUGAGCGGUAGUAUUUAAUUUUGGAUGCGUGUGAUUUCUUCACAAUGAUUGCUUUAUGUUCGGAGUUAUAAAAAUUUCUCAACGAUCGUUCGAAGCUGCUCACUUGUUAUGCAGAUAGUGUUAUGAAUGAGCUGAGAAUAAUAUUUCAUUACGGAUUGGUAACCUCUUUGGCAGAUUUAUUAAGAGAGAUUCCGGAGCAUUUGUCACUGCCAGAUGUCCGUUGUUUCCGAACAGCCCACCCAAUAAUCGCUGUAUAGGAUCAUUGAUAUAUUUGGCAUUAAUUUUUGUAGUUUUAAUUUUUUUAUUUUGUGGAACUGAUCUGAAGUGAUGGCUACCGACAAGGCACAGGAAGCCUUUGGAGCAACGGGUACCGGAAACGAUGUUCGAAAGGCGAAAAAGUACAAGAAAUGGCGGAUUCCCAAUCCGCUUGCUAUUCCAGAAGACGAUGAUUAUCAAUGUGGCAUGUUCGGAUGUAAGCCGCAGUGGUUGCAGUUAUGCAACAACAUAAAGAUAUUUCUCCUAGCUUACGUGUGUUUGGGAAUUUUUAAAGGAAUGAUGCACUCGUACUUCGGGGCUGUCCUUCCUUCGAUAGAAAAACGAUUUGGAUUUUCUUCCCAAUCAAUCGGCACAGUAAAAUCCAUGAACGAUAUUAGCCAUAUCCUUACGGCACUCAUAAUCGGUCACUUCGGCGGUGCUGGACAUCGCCCGCGCUGGAUCGCGAUGGGAUCGUUUGUCGUUGGUUUGGGAUUUCUCGUGAUGGCGGCACCAGAGAUACUCUUCCCGGUCACACAACAUUCUCUGGUUUCUGCGACGAUCCUGCGUCCGAGUGAUGAGGACAAGUACUGUGCCGUCGACAGCGGUAACGCAUCAAGUGGACGAAAUAGAACGUAUAACUGCGGAAAAGGCGAACAGCACUCGCAGUCAACCAGCGACCACAAUGGAGCCUUGAUUGUGCUGGGCGUGGCAGAGUUCCUCAUUGGAUUGGGAUCGACAACUACGAUGGUACUCGGGAUGCCGUUUGUUGACGAUAACGUUAAAGCGUCUAAUGCCCCACUUUAUUACGCCAUUUCCUUUUGUGGACACAUUUUUGGCCCUUUGUUGGGACUUGGAUUUGGUGCCAUAUUCAACAGUAUUUUCUUCAAUUUUUCAAAACCGGACUUUCGAAGCACGGAUCCGCGUUGGAUUUCUGCUUGGUAUUUGGGAUUUAUAAUAAGCGGACUUGGCACGUGCACGUUCGCUUUAAUGAUCGGGUGCUUCCCGUCAGCAAUCCCAGAGAAACAGAAGAAAGGUGAUUACUCUAAACCCGGACGAGAUCUUAAAGCAGUGAAGUCAGAAGAGCCUUCUGCGAGGCGCCGUCAGCAGACCCCGGUGACGAUUGCAGAUUUGCCAAAAAACCUGUUGCGACUGGCGAAAAACACCACGUACAUAAUCAAGCUGUGUAGUCAGUUAAUUAGUGGAUUCGUGCUUUCCGGAUUUAUGCAGUUCGCUCAAAAGUUUAUGAAGGAACAAUAUCAGUUACCACAGGCUACCGUUAACCUGCAAGGAGGCAUGCCGCCAAUUUUCGCUGGCUUUGUUGGCACAUUACUGGGCGGGUUCAUUGUUAAGCGAUUUAACCUGCAACCGCGCCAUGUCUGCUACAUGAUGGCAGCCACUGCCGUUAUUGGGUCUUCCUGUUACUUUGCGGCUCUCGCACUGGGCUGCGACCGCGCGCCAAUUAUGGGAAUCGAUGAUGUACCGAAUCCUUACAACCUAACGAACACUAACCUUUGCGCCGUCGACCAGGAAUGUAACUGCGGUGCUUUCAAAUUCGACCCAGUGUGCGAUUGGUCCACUCGGACCACUAUCGUUAAUUCUUGUGUGGCUGGGUGCAAAGCUUCCCAGAAAGCAAAUAUGACCAAGUAUUAUUUCGAAUGCUCUUGCGUCGGGAACACUAGUAAUUUCUAUGUGAAUACAACAAACCACUUGCAUAAUUCAAAAUACCGACAAGGGAAAGGUCAUCAUUUAUCGCCCGUCCGAUCGGGAGUCUGCCCGGUGAAAUGUCCGAAUUUCGUUAUUUACGUGGUUCUUAUGAGCAUCGCUAAGCUGGCUAUGGGUAUCCCGAUGGCAGGAAUGCUGGCACUGCAAUUCAGAAUUGUUGACUACGAUUUGAAGAGUUUAGCCAAUGCUGUUUCGUCGCUGUUGAUGGCGCUGUUCGGUUUUCUACCGGCUCCCAUUAUUGUGGGAAGGCUGAUCGAUUCUGCGUGCCGCCUGUGGCAGGUGGAUUCUUGUGGCAAUCGAGGAGCCUGCUGGAUAUAUAAAGCCGAUGAAUUCCGCUGGAAACUCCAUGUCGCUGUUGGAACAUGCCGCCUGAUCAACAUGAUUUUUGAUCUUAUUGUGGCCUAUCGGGUUCGGAAUAUGACCUUUGACCGCGAUAAGGACGAACUGCAAGAUUCGGAAGAUGCGGCAAAGACACAGUCGACGCUAGAACUCGUUGCCAGUAGCAUGGAUCAAGACGGGGGUCCAGAACUGGAAGAACCUAGAAUCUCGCCUUUACCAUCGUACAAAGAAACUGAAACUACCAGAACAUAGCAGAAAAGUUAAGGACGUCGUCUAUUGCUUUGUUGGUUGAACCUUCGUAUUUUUUAAGUGUGAUAAUUUGCAUCUUUCACAUUAUACAUAGAGUAUCUGUACAAUAAAUUAUUUAUUUUUCACUAUCUCGUUUUGACUUUCAAUUGUUUUAAGAAUUCGGCAGUUCUGUAGUGCGAAAACGCUUUCAGCGCAAUGUCCACUCCUUGAUACCAAUUUAGUUGUCAGAAUUUUAUUUUACAGAUUAAUAAACGAUCAUACAUCAAGGCUAACUAUGCAGUAUCCGCAAAAAAACGG